AUGGCCACAUCCUUCGUGCCCGAAGUGACGCCACUGGCGCUUCACAAGGCCGCCCAGGUGACUCAGGCGAAGGCAGCCUCGGGACCCAGGUCGAGCAUUUGGAGCGCAGGCUCUUCCCAUGCUGCAUGGGCAGCUUCUGUGGCUGCUCUGGCAGCCUCAUUUGCUUCUCAGACACCUGAGCGACGGCCACGCAUUGUGCGACAAGCCAAAGGCUUUGCCACCGCAGAAUGGAUGGAAGAAACCACUGAAGAGGCCGGCGGUGCCAGCACUUCCUCCAGGACUUUGACGAAGAGCCGUUCCUCUUCGGCGCUAUCAUUAUCUGACGGAAGGAAACGUGUCUUUGACAAAGAUGUGCUUCAAAGUCCGUCUGGAGAGAUUUUGAGCGAUGGCGAUGCUCCGGAACCUGAGGGUGCCAAGGAGCUCUACGACUGGAUGCGAGACCGAGGCUGCACAGGCCUCGCAGAUGUGCAGCUGCUGCUGGGGGGCGGCGUGGCCCUGCGGCGAAAGUGCCAAUGUGGUCAGGUCAAGGAAGGGCAGGAGCUUUUCUCCAUUCCAAAAGCUGCAUGGCUUGUUGCAGAUCAGGAUCCCUGCUCUGUGGAAGCCUUAGCCUGGAAGUUGUUGCGGGAGCUGUGGGAGGAGGACUCCAGCUUCGCACCCUUUGUCAAUCAUUUGCAUCGUCAGGACUUGUCCUCACACCCCAUCUUUUGGGAGGAGGAUGAGGUGGCAUGGCUGAGACCCAGUCUGGAAGGCUUCGAAUCUGUCGUGCAGCUCCGAGCCAGAAGCGAGGAACGUGUGGCGCGGCUCCUUGCAAGGGUGGCUGCAGAGGUGCCUGCAGUGUCCCAGCGCUUUGAAGGGAAUGAAGAGGCUUUAGUGCGCGAGCUUCGUUGGGCCCUAGCCACAGUGGAGGUCAAGAGCUUCGAAGCCGAGGAUGAAGGACAAGCCUUGAUUGCGCUGUGCCCCUUCCUGGGUGAUCUUCAUGUCAUCGCAGCAGGAUCCGACGUGGUGGGCUUUGAGAAGGAGGGCGACAGGUUGGUCUUGACCGGGAUGAAGUCCCUGCGCCCUGGGGAGCAACUCUAUAAGCGAGUGGAAAAAUCCGGAGCGUGGUUGCUGGCGAAUCUUGGGGUUGUUCCUGGUUCAGAGAAACUAGGCGUUCCAAGUGAUGCAGACUUGGUCGAAUGCAACACCAGUGGGAAUUGCUGGCUAGCUGGUCCCGAAACGGACCCUGGCAGCUAUCCGCGGCAGACCUACAUGCAAACAAAGAUGGAACUGCUCCAGGAACAUGCCAAGUUGGACUUUCGAGGACCACGGAUCCCAGGAACACCCUGCAAGAACUACAGCUUCGUUUUGCCAGACGAGGCUAUGGGCACGGGACGCUUGUUGCCAGCAGGGCGCUUUCUGAUUGCUGACAUUGCUGGCAUGGGCGGAGAUGUGAAAGCAUGGAUGGAGCGAUGGUUCGUGCGAUUUUUUCGGCACUGCAAAUUGGAUAGUUAUCCUUCAACCGGAAAUCGCAGCAGUGACGAACAGGUGGACGAGGUGCUGACGAUGGUGCACGACACCCAGAUUGAGGUACAAGCGCGUCGCACGGUGGCCACCUGGGCGCAGCAGGCACUCCUGGAGAAGAACCAGAUGAUUGAGCGUAUCGCCAGUGGCACGGGGCUCCCUCUUGGCGAUACUGAUGGGGUCAUCGUGGUUCAAGAGGAUCAAACCGUAAUGGCGUACUUCAAAGCAAAGCGCAAAGACGGCUCCAUUGGUAAGAGCAAGAAACCGCGCGAAGCAGUGGUUCUUUCAAUCAUGGAAGAGACCCUUCGCGUGCAGUUUGUCGGAAACAAGCGGCGACACGAGAUCCCGCAGAACUGGGUGGUGAGUUCCGCACCGUUGCCUGAUCCAAAGUUGCUGUCUUCUGGCUGCUCUCCGGAGAGGCUCGCCCGAGGAAAGCUCGCCAUCACCUUGCUCCGAAAUGAAAAAGCCAUUGUGGCGCUUGUCUUGGAGACAUUGAGUGAGGCGGCUGACAUGUUGGAGGAACUCGGCAACGGAGUGGAAGGGUACAAACAGCACGGCGACACAGAGAGUGCCGAUAAGUUGAUGAAGAUCAUUCGACAGUUUUUGGAUCGCGAGAUGGUGGAGCUGGACGAGGAGCUGGCUGAAUGCUUGCCAAAGUCGCUGGCCGACAUUCCAUCAGAUCCAGGACACAAGCCUUACUUGGACAAGCCGCUUUACAGCUUGCCAGAGGGCUACGUGGAUCCCAAGUUCUCUUCAGACAUGAUGCUGUUAGACUCCGAUUCGACCGGUGACCAAGGUGCCGGCGCCACGGAUGCAUCGGAUGGAUCCGACUGA
Cladocopium goreaui is the source of this 2334-nucleotide messenger RNA. The record is from the annotation of a GenBank genome assembly. Lineage: Eukaryota; Dinophyceae; Suessiales; Symbiodiniaceae.